This is a messenger RNA of Penicillium waksmanii, 357 nucleotides long. RefSeq lists its product as uncharacterized. Bases 1 to 357 code for a protein of 118 amino acids. NCBI's taxonomy places the organism in Eukaryota, Fungi, Ascomycota, Eurotiomycetes, Eurotiales, Aspergillaceae. The record is from RefSeq and is a predicted model, not a curated record. The transcript has 2 exons.
AUGUCUAGCACCAUCGAUAUGACAAUGUUGUCUAAAAGCGAAGAGACUCUAGACACCAGAAUAUCCGAUAGCAGAAUAAAAUGUUACCCGAAGGGGUAUCCCGAGUUGGCAGCAUUUAUGGAGAGCGAUCCAGGAUUUGGUAUACUGCGUCGUUUCAACCAUCUGCACCUACGAAAUCUCUUGUACAUGCAAGAAGAACUCACAUCCAUGGACCGACGUCUAUAUGAGAUCGAUACUUCGGAGACAGAUGAGCUCAACAAUAUGACCCGAAAGGCCGAUGGAAAUAUAGACAGGAUAAAUUUGAUGACGGAGAUUCGAGUAAAGCUCAGAGAAUACGGUACAGUUCUGCCCAGGUGA